AAGAGCAAGGCGACGAAGAUCAAGCGUAACCUAUCAACUACUUUUGUUGUUAAGUGGUUUCAAAUUCAUUUUAAAAGUCAUUGUUGAAAAUGUCCAGAACCCAAAUGCUGAGACUAUUUGUCCAGCAGUGUCUGACUGCGGCUGCUGAGGAGAUCUUUGGAUUGUUUGAAAAAACCAUUGAGGAGUAUGAAGAACAGAUAGAUCGCCAACGCAGGCUGCUGGCGCAUGUGACAAAUGCGAGCGAAAAAACAGAUCCUCCACAGUUGUUUGACCAUAAAGAAGUUCCUUCUGAGCAGCAGGAGUGGACAACCAAUCUGAGCCAGGAGGAGCUAGAACCCACGCACAUUAAAGAGGAACAGGGGGAACUCUGGACCAGUCAGGAGGAAGAGCAGCUUCAAAGAAUACAGGAGCCAGAUAACACCAAGUUACCAUUCCCUCCUGUCCCGGUGAAGAGGAAAAAUGCUGAAGGGAAACCCCCUUCCUCACAGCUUCAUCAAUGCCAAACUAAGGAGAACAAACAGGCAGAGUUGUCAGCCAGCACUUCAUCUGAACAGAUGAAAACAGAACAUGAUGGAGAGGACUUUGGACUUUCAGAACCAGCCAGUAACCUAGAUCAGGACGGUGAUUUAGAACCAACUAGUGAUGGUGAGCCCUGCCCUUUAGACUAUUGUGAAAGUGAGACUGAAGACAGCGAUGGUGACAUGAACAAAACUAGAGAACCUUGGUCCGGUUUGGAUGCAGAAGAUAAUGAAAUAAGUCAUCAGAUAUCUAUUAAGAAAAAACCUUUCAUUUGCUCGGUCUGUGGUAAAGGGUUUGCUCAAAGAGGACAAAUCCAGCCACACAUGAGAACACAUACUGGAGAGAAGCCCUUCAGUUGCACAAUCUGUGGUAAAGAGUUUUCUCAAAGAGGACAAAUCCAACCACACAUGAGAACACAUACUGGAGAGAAACCUUUUAGUUGCUCAAUCUGUGGUAAAAGAUUUUGUGAAAGAGGACAUUUGCAGACACACAUGAGAACACAUACAGGAGAAAAAUCUUUUAGUUGCAUGAUCUGUGGUAAAGGGUUUUCUCAAAGAGGAAAUAUGCAGAGACACAUAAGAACACAUAUAGGAGAGAAGCCAUUAGUUGCACAGUCUUUGGUGAAGGGGUUUCUAGAUGAGGAAAUGUGCAGACAUUGGAAAUUGUCCGGAAAUCAGUUUGAUGUUAGAAAGCCAAUGACUAAUGAGCUAAUGAACAACCUUUUCAAUGAUUUUACUCCAGCCCAGCUGGUGGCGAUGCUGAGACUGGUUGUCCAGCAGCGUCUGACUGCGGCUGCUGAGGAGAUCUUUGGGGUGUUUGAAAAAACCAUUGAGGAAUAUGAAGAAGAGAUAGAUCGCCAGCGCAGGCUGCUGGCACAUUGGGAUUUGCCUUGGUGUGACCACAAAAUUCAGCCCCUAAACAAGGACGUCUUUCUCUGCCUGGAUCCUCCACAGCUGUUUGACUAUAAAGAGGAGGUUCCCUCUGAGCAGCAGGAAUGGACAGACAAUCUUGGCCAGGAGGAGCUAGAACCCCCACACAUUAAAGAGGAACAGGAGGAACUCUGGACCAGUCAGGAGGAAGAGCGCCUUCAAAGAAAAGAGGAGGCUGAUAACACCAAGUUACCAUUCCUUCCUGUCCCUGUGAAGAGAGAAAAUGAUGAAGGGAAACCUGAGUCCUCACAGCUUCAUCAAAGCCAAACUGGGGAGAACAAACAAACAGAGCCUUCAGCCAGCAAUUACGCUGAACAGAUGAAAAUAGAAUCUGAUGGAGAGGACUUUGGACUGUCAGAACCAGAGGACAGUGAUGAUGACUGGAACAAAACUAGAGAACCUUGGUCCAGCUUGGAUGCAAAAGAUAAUGAAAUAAGUCAGAGAUCUGUAAAGAAAAAACCUUUAAUUUGUUCAGCCUGUAAUAAAGGGUUUACUGAAAGAGGAAACCUCCAACGACACAUGAGAACACAUACUGGAGAGAAACCUUUCAUUUGCUCAGUAUGUGGAAAAGGGUUUUCUCAAAAUGUACAUAUACAGGCACACAUGAGAAGACAUACUGGAGAGAAGCCAUUUAGUUGCACAGUCUGUGGUAAAGGGUUUAGUCAAAGAGGAGAACGCAAAGAACACAUGAGAACACAUACUGGAGAGAAGCCCUUUAGUUGCUCAGUCUGUAGUAAUACAUUUUCCCAUAAAGGAACUCUGCAUAGACACAUAAGAACACAUACUGGGGAGAAACCUUUCACUUGCUCAGUUUGUGGUAAAGCGUUUACUCAAAAUGGACAUAUACAGGCACACAUGCGAACACAUACAGGAGAGAAGCCAUUCAGUUGCACAAUCUGUGGUAAAGGGUUUUCUCAAAAUGGAAAUAUGCAUGUACACAUGAGAACACAUACUGAGUAGUUCGUUCAAGAGAUUAACACACAAAUGUAGUUACGCAAGUGACACCAUAGACAUCAAACAGUCAUGACAAACAUUCAUAUCACUCACGCUCAUGAAUAUCCAAAAGGUCAAGCGUUUCUUUUUUACGUAUCAUAUUGUUCGACAUGGAGGGCAGUCACAAUUUUCAUAGCUGUGUCUUUUUUGGAUCUUGGUUCUCUUCCAACUUCAUAUCAAAUUUAACUUAUAGAAUUCUCAUUUUCAUUUCAACCUGUAGAAUUUUCAUUUUCUUCCUUCAGAUAUUUCAUUUUAUGCUCUUGAAGUUCUCUGGCUAACUUUUUUUUCUGAUUUUUUUC
Lampris incognitus (smalleye Pacific opah) is the source of this 2740-nucleotide messenger RNA. RefSeq names its product zinc finger protein 182-like. The transcript has 6 exons. The record is from RefSeq and is a predicted model, not a curated record. Gene Ontology annotation, biological process: regulation of transcription by RNA polymerase II. Gene Ontology annotation, molecular function: RNA polymerase II cis-regulatory region sequence-specific DNA binding; DNA-binding transcription factor activity. NCBI's taxonomy places the organism in Eukaryota, Metazoa, Chordata, Actinopteri, Lampriformes, Lampridae. Bases 90 to 2408 code for a protein of 772 amino acids.